Patella vulgata (common limpet) is the source of this 7389-nucleotide messenger RNA. RefSeq lists its product as uncharacterized. The coding region runs from base 50 to 6451 and encodes 2133 amino acids. Gene Ontology annotation, molecular function: protein binding. The record is from RefSeq and is a predicted model, not a curated record. NCBI's taxonomy places the organism in Eukaryota, Metazoa, Mollusca, Gastropoda, Patellidae. The transcript has 33 exons.
GUCGACCACUACAUUAAAAGCAAGAUGGUUUGGGUUUGAAUCUGAUGAUAUGGCCGAACACGUGACUUACAGUAUUGGUAUUGGUUCACAACCACUUGUUAGUGAUAUAAAAGAUGAAAACGUUGGCAGUAAGACCCAGCAUACGUUUCUCGGGAUUAAUUUACAGCUGCACAAGACAUACUUUGUAACGGUAACAGCUAGGAGUGACGCUGGAACAAGAAAGGCAUCGUCUAAUGGUAUCACUAUAGUUCAGAAAAAUGUUAACCUGAAUAAUGAAGUUCGGAUAAAAGAUGGCUCUAAUUGUCAGCAAAAGGAAAGACUAUCCUGGCUACCAAACCACCAUUCGCAACAGAAUUCAAGCUCAGAUUGUGAGUCGGAUAUUGACUAUCAAAUAUCAACAUCUUAUUACAUGGCACAUUGGACAAUAUCAAAUGCAUAUAAACAUAUGUAUCCUGAUAUUAAAUGGACGUUACAAAUGAGACAGAAAAACACAGAGGAUAUAUGGCACAAUGUAGAAGAUAAGAAGUUUCUAUCAAAUUCUGGUCAAAUCUUCCAACCAGUAGCAUUAGAUUAUUGUAAAACAUAUAGAAGUAGUGUGAGGUUCUGUUCGGGUGAAGUUUGUUCUCAACCUGUAGUCAGUAAUGGUGUAACAGUGUUGAGCAAACCUGAUAUGCCACAUAUAGAUAUACUCCACAAAAAGAUGCAUGGUUCCCAGUUAGAUGUUAGCUUGACUUACAAGAGUAAUACCGAAGAUAAAGUGUGUUCUGUGGAGUCUACCAUAGAUAAAUAUAUGUGGAGUAUAACAGAUAAUAAACAUAAUAGUCAUUUGUUUACUAAAUGGAGUAAAGUAAACAAUGUGCAGAAAAUCAGCGAGACAAUGUUUCAGUUUAGAAUUAAUUUAGAUGGUGAAGUUGAUUUUAGUGAAUGCAGAAGAUUGGCUGUAAGAAUAUUUAAUAAAGCUCGUUUAUCAACAAUAAUAUCGUCGGAUAUUAAAAACUGUUCAUCUGUAGAUCCGGUAUUAAUUAUACCGGCUAUUGUUGUAGAUGCUAUAGGACAGCCAUUAAAUAACGAUCCCAACACAAAUGAACUAGGAACAUCCAUUUCUCUGGAUCAGAACGCAAUCUGGUCUACACCAGAUGUGGACUAUACACCUUAUAAAAAUAUUAUAUCAGCCGUAUGGCCCACAUUAAGACAUAGAAACUAUACUUGGGGUUUACUGGAAGACCCAGCAUUCUCUACUCUAACACAUUUUACUCAACCGAAGAUAACGAUAAGAGAUCCUUGUUCACAUCCAGAUGUUAUUCAGUGUGGACAAACCGAAAACGAAUACAUCAAUGUGUUAACUCAAAAUACUUUAAAACACGGAAGGCGGUAUUAUAUCUGUAUCCAUGCGGAUGCUGUUGUUGCUGGUCAUGAAAAAUGGACGGAAGAUUUGGAAGAAGUAAACGCAUGUAGUGAUGGAGUAACUGUUGAUUUGACUCCACCAAAUGGUGGUCGGGUGUGGGUGGAGAACUUGGAAGAUUUUAAAUACCAGUCAUCCGACAAUGAUGUAGCUGUCUACUGGGAUAGUUUUCUUGACGUAGAGGAAAAUGGUGGAAAAACUGUUCAUCCAAGUGGAAUAUCAAAAUAUCAUUUAUAUAUCGGUUCUAUACAGGGAGGUGAAGAUAUUGUAACUAAACAUAAUGUUGGUUUGAUAAAUCAUAAAAUAUUCCACCAUCUUUCUUUACAAAAUGGCCACACUUAUUACGUCACUAUAGAAGCAAUUGAUUUUGUAAACAGGACAAAAACCGUUUCAUCUGAAGGUUUCAUUAUUGAUAAUAGUCCACCAGAAACUACAUCUAAACCUAUACAAUUUACUAAUACAUAUAUACAGUCAAAUGAUGUAUUGUCUGCGUGUUGGAGUGGAUCAUUUAAAGACACUGAAAGUGGUAUAAGUCAGUAUCGGUGGGCAGUCGGUACUAGACCAGGCCAUGAAAACAUUAGGGAAUAUAUGAUAACAGAUAAUGAUUGUGAUGAAGCGAAUGUAGAACAAAAAUUGCAAGAUGGACACGUUUAUUACGUCACAGUUCAGGCCAUUAAUGGUGCAGGGUUAUCUACUACAUUAAUAUCUCGUCCAGUGACAGUAGACACAACUCCUCCUACCACAGGACAUGUCAUCGAUAUUCUUAAUACAAACUAUACCGGAGAUGACGUAGAUUAUAUAACUAACCAAUCACCAUUUUCUGUUAGAUGGCAAGGAUUCCAUGAUCCCCAUUCAUCAAUGCAAUACUAUACUGUUAAAGUUGGUACCUGUGCUGAUUGUGAUGACAUAAUUCCAGAAAUCAAAACAGGAAUAUCUACACAUUUUACCUUUCCAACGUCCAAAUUUACUCCUGGAACAAAAUAUAUCACCACGGUAACAGGGUGCAAUAUGGCUGACAUGUGUACGUCGGCCAUUUCUGACGGGGUAAUAAUUGACGUGACAUCACCGGACGUGGGACGAGUUUUAGAUGGAACGAAAGAUUUAGAUGUAGAAUUCCAAGCAACCAGAAACUUUGUUGGUGCCAAAUGGCAUGGGUUUAAAGAUGCACAAUCUGGUAUAGCGAGAUAUGAAUGGAGAGUAGGAACAACCAUUGGAGGCGAAGAGUUACUUAGCCCUCAAGUUUUACCAGUGGUCGAACUGGCCUAUAGAUCUAAUUUACCUGAUAAUAAGCUAUUGCCUAUUGAUACUAGAAUUUAUAUUACUGUUAGAUGUUACAAUAAAGCAGGUUUAUACAGCGAAGUUACAUCAAAUGGUUUUAAGAUCGAUACAACAUUACCAGUUGUAGUACAAAGGGCAGCCUCCGUCUCAUCGUUUAGUUCUGUUUUACCUUCAACUACCAUAUCAAAAUCUAGUAUUAAAAUUGAAUGGAAGUUUACUGAUGAUGAAUCAGAUAUAGAAAGACAAUACAUUUCUAUUUCACCUCAUUUAUUGGGAGAUUUUAAUUCUUCAGCUAUGGAGAUUCCUAGUACGGUAACAGAGUUUGCGUUUUCUGGUCUAGCUCUACACGACGGUAGUAAAUAUAAAGUUAAAGUGAUUGGUUGUAAUUUAGCUGGUUUGUGCCAGUCGAGUGUUACAGAUGAUAUAACAGUUGAUUCUACACCACCUACCAGAGGUAUGUUUGCUAUUGAUACUGACCACGCCGCUAACUUAAACAGAGAUAUGAAUAACUGGAACCACUGGUCUUCUACGUCUAUUAAGUUAGCAUGGUUGGGAUUUGCCGAUCUACAUACUGGUAUAACCGAGUAUAAAGUCAGUGUUGGGACCAAACCUUUCUUUACCGAUCUCAACCAGGGCGAUCAACAAACCACGUUUCAACAUGUGGCUGGAGAUAAUUUUAAUGAUGAAGGAGUGGUACAAUCAGUUACAAUAACUACCAAGACACUUCAUAUGGGCAAUUCUGUUUUCAUAUCUGUAUGGGCUGUUAACGGGGUUGGAUUAAAAAGUCAACCUGCUCAUUCUGAAUUUGAACUUGUAGAAGGAGGAAUGUUAGAUUUAGUCAGGAGAUGUCAACCGUAUAAUUGUCUUGGACAUUGUGUUUGUGCUGCACAAGACAAAACAUGUUCAGAUGCUGACAACUGUAGAGACAUCUCAACAGGGAAUCCAAAUAACAUUAUCCAAGUUACUGACAUGACUAAUUUGAUGUCAUCUGAUGCUACACAGUCUUACUACACAUCGUCUGAUAAUUUUCUAGCUGCCAGAUGGAGGAUAAUAAACCCACAAGGUAUCUCUCCUAUAAGAUAUGAAUGCAGUGCUGGAAAUUCCGGUGAAAAUUCACCCAGUGGAAUAUAUGACACUGAUACAGAAAGGACAUGGUUUGAUGUUGGUGAAAAUACCGAAACUAUAAUUACUUUACCUACAGCUAAAGUUUUAGAUAAGUCUGUGCCAUAUAGUGUAUUUGUGAGGGUAUGGUAUAAUGCAAAUCAAUAUGCGAUAUUUAAGUCUCCUGGUAUUACACCACUGACGUCUGCUCCUAGUGUCAGUCACAUAGCGGGUGCUGCUAUAAAAGAAUUAGAAACUAUAUUAAGUGUUAACGAUUUAGAUUACCAAACAUCAAGCAAUCAGAUUAUUAUUGGUUGGAAGAAUAAAUUUAGAGGAGGAAUAUACGGAUUCGAUUAUUUUAAGCCUUAUAUAAGCACUCAUCCACAAGGCCACAACGUUCAUCAGUCAUCUACAAGAGUACCUGGAAAUACUAGUAUCUAUACAGCUACUAAUCUAAAUCUACAAGAGAAUAGAGAAUAUUAUAGUACUGUACUAGCUUAUAAUAAAGCAGGAUUAUUGAGCUGGGCCAAUAGUGAUGGAAUAUUAAUAGACAAUACAACUCCCACUUCCGGUAUUAUACAUGAUGGUAAUGAUAUAUAUGAUAAAGAUUACCAAAACGCUACAAAAGUUAUAUCAUCAUCGUGGUAUGGUUUUACUGAUAGUGGUACUGGUAUAGUUAAAUAUUACUGGUGUAUUGGUACUGGUAUUAGUACUACAGAUUGUAAUAUACACGACUGGAAGGCUGUAGGAUUAAAUACUAGAGUGUCUGUAAACCUAACCUCACCUUUAAAUCAUGGUAUGAAAAUUUAUAAUAAAGUGUAUGCUGUAGAUGGAAGUGGGUUGGAAUCUGAUGUAGCAGUGUCUGAUGGUAUUACAAUUGAUACCACACCCCCAGUACCGGUUGAUAUAGAAUAUAUUGGAGAAAAUCUCAUCGCCAAUCCAUCAUUUGAAGAAGGCGUGACGGAAUCAAAUAAGGAAUGUGAUGACCAACCACCAGCUCGUUGGCAUAUUAACUCCACCUCGUGUAUUAAGAUCAUCCAAUCACAACCUUCCGUUUCAAAAGAGGGUGGAGCCUAUAUUAAAGUGAAAGGUCAUAUUCAACAAACAGUUUUUGAUUUAAACCCCCAAAGUGCUUAUCAUGUUAUAGUACAUGUUGGAUAUCCACAUGAUGUUAGCAUUCAGCAUCACAACGUGGAAGGUUUUGUGCAAUUCGGACAAGAAACUCACACAUUCAGCCUUGACCCAGAACGAUGUCAGGGGAUAUGUGACAUUGACCAACAGCCAUUAAUAUUAUGGAAUAAAUUUACUUAUGUAUUCCAUCCAAGAGAAGCAAGAGAAGUGAUAAGAAUUGGUACAAGUAAAUUACAUAUGAUAUUAGCUGUAGAUGAUGUAUAUGUACAACAAGUUAAUUAUAUAGAUAUAACAAGUGACUCUAAUCAUUUAAUACAUCAUACAGUGUUUAGACCUUAUUGGUCAUCUCUUCAUCUUACCUGGCAUUUUAAAGAUGAUCAAAGUCCUAUUACAGAUUAUCAAUGGGCACUAGGAACCGUGCAAGGUGGAACCCAGAUUCGGUCGUUCACAAGUGUUGGUAGAAAUCAGCAAGCUACUGCAUCCGGUCUAAAAUUAGCCCAUAAUACACUAAUAUACCUGACCGUGAUGUCAACCAAUGGUGCCGGACUGACAACUGUCAGCCAGUCAGAGAGUAUUGUUGUUGAUAUGACUCCACCAAUAAUAUCAGAGAUAAACGAUGGUAUAGAGAAUGAUGUAAAUUUCCAGCUGACCAAACUUAUAUCAGUUAAUUGGAAAGUAGGAGAUCCAGAAUCAGGAGUAGAAUAUUGUCAAUGGGCUAUAGGUUCAACGCACGGCGGUGUUGAUAUACAGCCAUUUACUCCUGUACCAGAUAAACAAUCAUUUGCUCAAGUACAACUCAGUGUUGAUCAAAUACAGAACUCUAAACAAGUUUAUUCUACUGUAAGAUGUUAUAAUAAAGCUGGAUUGCCAACUACAGCUACUACUGAUGGCGUUCUGGUUAUAAUCAAAAUGGCUGCCAUAGCAGACGGUCAGAUCGCCAUUCAUAAAGAUGGAAUAUCUGCAUAUUCGGUGAAGGAUGAUUGUUAUCCAUUGACUGAUAGAUUACGAUUAAAAUGGGAUUUAGAAAAUACCAGAAUUGAUACCAAGUCUAUACAGGUAUCAGUGUAUGGUCCAGGUUAUAAUUUAGAUAAAGAAGUUCGAGUUACAGAGAUUAGUUAUAAUCAGGCUAAAUUAAGAAGUUUAUCACUACAACCUAACUCUAUCUAUAAUGUUAGUGUUUCUACUAUUAAUGUAUUAGGAAGACAAGACAAUUCUUUAUCAACAGUAAUAUCAUCUGUAGCACAACCACCAAUUUUACAAGCGGGUUCAAAAUUACUAAUUGCCAGAUCAUUUGAUGGUAAAUCAUUGGAAAUGUCAUGGAGAGAUUUAUUUGCGUCCCCAUGGAAGAACCUGUAUUAUGAAGUCAGUUUAGGAACUUCGCCAGGAGGAGCGGAUGUUAUACAAUGGCAAGAGACAAAAGUUGCUUCCCUUACCAUCGAGAUGCCUGAUAUAUCGAAGUUACCAAGAAUAUAUUUAACAAUAACAGCUGUGGACCCAUGCGGUCUUUUCCUACAUUAUAAUCGUACCGUUGUACUUUAACAUACCGAUAUUAUUAUUUCAAAAUAUCUAUGUUAGAUUCUGGUUAUAUUGUUUAUAACUCCGCUAUCCACUGCAAAUAACUAUUGUAGAUUCUUCUAGAAUGUUUAUACAAUAUUACCUACAGCAAAUAACUGUGAUAUUUUUCCUCAAUCUAUUUUAAAAAUGUAUUUAACACACUGCUGUCAAUCUUUAUAAUUUAUUCCUACAUUUUUAUACAAUAGAUAUAUAAAUAUUAACACCCAAAUUGUGGCAGCUGUAUAUAGUAAUCCUAUAUUAUGUUUAUAUCUAUUGAACAACUUCGGUUAGUAUUUCCUACCUGUUUAGAGGCGAUCUAGAUUAGUUCUGCGGUUGUCCACCGGGUUUCAAGCGUUUGAUGUCUCUCCAUAGAGUAGUUAAGAGUAUAUAUUCCACGGGGUGUCAAGCGAAUGCAAACCUUAACUAUAAUAUAUAGUACGUUCACGGGAUGCCAUGAGGGAGAAAUCAGCUCCUAGCAUAGUUUCUGGAUGUCAAUUACGUAACAAGUAUAGUUGUCUAAGUGUCAACUAUUUACCUAUAGUAGUCCACGUGGUGGCCCUGUUCAUGGAAACCUGCUCAUGCAGUGGGACCACGUCGAUUGGGCUGUGCAAUCUGACUACUGGUAUUAUGAAGUCAGUUUAGGAACUUCGCCGGGAGGAGCGGACGUUAUACAAUGGCAAGAGACAACAGUUGCCUCUCUUACCAUCGAGAUGCCUGAUGUAUCGAAAUUACCAAAAUUAUAUUUAACAAUAACAGCUGUGGACCCUUGCGGUCUUUCCCUACAUUAUAAUCACAACAUUGUACUUUGACAUAUGGAUUGUUUCUAUAAUAUUUACAUUUAAAACUCCAUUCCCUGCUGUAAAUAACUGUGAUUUGCUUCCUCAAUUUAUUUUAAAAAUAUAUAUUUAGAAGACUGUUGUCAA